This is a messenger RNA of Oncorhynchus keta (chum salmon), 2474 nucleotides long. Its product is annotated as multidrug and toxin extrusion protein 1-like. Gene Ontology annotation, molecular function: antiporter activity; xenobiotic transmembrane transporter activity. The record is from RefSeq and is a predicted model, not a curated record. NCBI's taxonomy places the organism in Eukaryota, Metazoa, Chordata, Actinopteri, Salmoniformes, Salmonidae. The transcript has 17 exons. Gene Ontology annotation, biological process: xenobiotic detoxification by transmembrane export across the plasma membrane. Gene Ontology annotation, cellular component: membrane. The coding region runs from base 24 to 1841 and encodes 605 amino acids.
CACACACAGACACAGAGGCAGGGAUGGAAGACUUUGGGCCUACACUGGCAUCUGGGCCCACUUCUAAUUCUAAUUUACCUAUAAUGGAGGAGUCUAGUGCCAAACUGUUCUGCUGCCGCUGGGUAAGGCACAGAAUCCCCCUGGCACAUAGAGAGGAGCUAUACCACAUUCUCCGGAUGACUGGACCCUUGCUGCUGUCUCGAAUCCUAAACUACCUGCUUCCGUUUGUCAUCACUAUGUUCUGUGGUCGCCUGGGGAAUGCGGUGUUAGCUGGCUAUGGCCUGGCCUGCGCAACUAUUAAUGUUACGACUGCAGCAACAGGAGGUGGACUUGCCUUAGCAUGUGACACUUUGGUAUCUCAGACAUUUGGUGGUAAGAACCUGCAGCGUGUGGGGGUGAUUCUCCAGAGGAGUGUGUUGAUCCUGCUGCUCUUCUGUCUCCCCUGCUGGGCCAUGCUCCUCAACACCCAGUCUAUCCUGCUGGCUCUGGGCCAGGAGCCUGAAGUGGCCAGAAUAGCACAGCUGUAUGUCAUCGCCUACCUACCUGCAGUACCAGCUAUUUUCCUGCAUCAACUUCAGGCUUCUUAUCUCCAGAACCAGGGGAUAUUUCUGCCUCAGAUGUACACAGCAGCAGCGGCCAACAUCGCCAACGUGGUGACAAACUAUAUCCUGCUCUACUGGAUGGACCUGGGAGUUAUAGGGUCGGCAGCAGCUAAUACACUCUCCCAGCUCUACAUAUGUUCCUUCUUGUUUGCUUACAUUUGUUGGAAGAAGCUACAUGUGAAAACAUGGGGAGGUUGGACCACAGAAGCGCUACAGGAGUGGGGCUCUUAUAUGAAACUCGCCAUCCCCAGUACACUGAUGCUAUGUUUUGAAUGGUGGAUCUAUGAGCUUGGGGGAUUCCUUGCAGGCAUGCUGAGUGAAGUGGACCUGGCUGCUCAACAUGUGGUCAUAAUGCUGGCUUUCAUCAACUACAUGUUCCCCAUGGGGAUCCAGGCUGCAGCAUGUGUUCGUGUGGGGAAUGCUCUUGGGGCCGGAGACACAGCUGGGGCCAUCCUCACCAGCAAGGUGUCCCUCGCCCUCUCAGGUUCAAUGGCAGUAAUUCAGGGAAUUGUGCUGAUCUCUACUAAAACAGUGAUAGCCUUCAUGUUUACUUCUGAUGAACAGAUCAUAGAUCUGGUCUCUCAACUUCUCAACGUGUACUGUGUCCUUCAGUUCUUUGAUGGGCUAGUGUGUGUGUGCAUGGGCAUCAUCCUGGGCACGGGCAAACAGAAGAUAGCAGCGAUGGCUAAUCUUAUCACCUACUACUGUGUGGGUCUUCCACUGGGCAUCUCUUUGAUGUUCACAGCUGGCCUCAAGGUCCUAGGGUUCUGGUUAGGCCUGUUCAUCUGUGUAAUUCUACAGUCCACUUUCUUCAUCACUGUCAUCUUCAGGCUCAACUGGAAGAGAAUGACAGAGAAGGCUGUGAAACGAGCUGGAAAGGCUGGACAUAUAGUGAGGAAUAUAGUUGCACCUGACCACACAGAGAACAGUGGAAGUACAGUGAAUGGAUACAUUUCAGUGAGUACUGAGGGCCAGGAAGACCUCAGGGGAAGCAAUGGGACCCCAGAGGUGAAGAGGGAGGAUAGGAGCCCCCGUGGACUGCUCUCCACCACCCAGCUGGUCCUGAGGAGAGGUCUCACUGUACUGGCUGCCAUUGUCAUCCUGGCUGUGGGGACCAGUGUACACCUUCUCCUGCCUCUACCAAUCAGCUCAUGGAGCAAUCUGAGUGUAGACUGGAGCAACACUACCUUUACCACUACCUCCCCCCCUGAACUCACCCCGUCAACAGUUCUCAUCUAGGAGACAUACCUGGGGGACAAACAGACCCUGGAACAAGACAAUAGAGGUGCUGUCAUAGACAUGCUGUGUCAGUGAAUCUGUUAUAUCACCAAUUAUUACACCUGAAACAGCCCUUUUCUUCAAUCUAGAGCCAUAGUCAUUUUGCCUAAUUCUGUGUAAAACAAAACAUUUUUUAAAGUAUAUUUUUCUGCAUAGGUUAUCUAAGCAUACCUGUUCAAUUGUAAUUUUAAUUAAUGAUGCACAUUUACUAAUUGCUUGCUUUUCUAAAAAAAUGGGUUCCAAAAGGGUUCUGCGGCUGUCCCCCUAGGAUAACCCAGGGUUCUACCUGGAACCAAAAAGGGUUCUACCUUAUCCUAGGCGGACAGCCGCAGAACCCCUUUGGAACGCAUUUUUCUUAGGUUCCCAACCUCAUAACUAAACUCUAUCUAGCUGGCUAGCUAAAGCCAACUUGAAGAAGGAAUAAAUAGGCUACACAGUUUGAUUAAAUUAAUUUACAAACAUACCAUUCUGCCCAUCACUGGCAGCUAUAAUCAAAUCAAAUGCUGUGUGUGUCACUCUACACUCUCUCUCUCAUCCUACACUGAUGAUAUUGCACACACUAGAGUUUCUAGCUUCCUGCCUAAGUAUAUCUUU